CAUGGUUUCUGGACUUCUGCUUUCCUCCGUCCUCGGCUGAGCUCAGAGAGAUCUUUGUCCCCAGUUCUCCAUGGCAGCGCCAGAGUUCUCGUCAACACAUGGUUUCACUUACCUCACAGUGUUCCCCCCCCCUCCCCUAUCUGCUCUGAAGAGGAAACGAGAGGGCAGUUCCUGUGACUCAUCUGUGGUGCCGCACGGCUCACGCAAACCCGACACAAACGCUCUUUUUCUCAGUUCCUGUGGACGGCUAGCUGUUUUUUAGAUGCUCUUUUGUGAAUAAAAUCGUCACAGACCGUCACAGGACGCAGGUUUGACUUCGAAGCGCACAACCCAACAUGGCUGCGGCUGCAUUGAUCACAGAGAACUUUAAGUUCGUGUCCCUCUUCUUCAAGAGCAAAGAUGUGAUGAUCUUCAACGGCCUGAUCGCGCUGGGGACGGUGGCCAGCCAGACGGCCUACAGCGUCUUUGCCUUCGACUGCCCCUGCUCUGCGGGGAGGAACUACCUCUACGGCCUGGCUGCCAUCGGCGUGCCAGCUCUGGUGCUCUUUCUCGUUGGUGUGAUGAUGAACAGGAGCACCUGGGACCUGGUGUCAGAGUGCCGGCUGAGAAGCUGCCGGAAGCUGUCGGGGGCGGCGGCGUUUGCGCUGGUGGGGACGAUCGUCGGGCAGGCGGUGGUCGCGCCGCUGACCUGGGUGGUCAUAUCCCUGCUGCAGGGUAAGGCGUACACGUGCGCCCUCAGCGAGUUCACAGACCCUCGGACGCUCGAGGGGUUCCCUGAUGGUCAGGGGUCAGAGGUCAUGGCAAGGUUCCCCUGCAAAGAAAGUGUUGCAGAAGCACUUCAAGGAUUCCUGGCGCCAGUGGAGCGACGUCUGAAGUAUGAAUCGCAGCUGAUCGGCUGGCUGCUGGUGGCAGGAAUGGCUCUGAUGGUCUUCCUGCACUUGUGCCUGAAGCGCUGCAGCUCGCCGAUUGGCUACCUCCAGGAGAGCUACUGGUCCGAGUAUCGAUCCAGCGAGAAGACUCUGUUCCACGACACAGCAGCCGUGCACGCCCGCCUGCUAGCUGCUCAAAAUGUGAGGAGCUUCUUUGGCUUCGUGGCUUUGGGGAAGGAGGAAGAGGAGCAGCUGGCUGAGCAGAAGAAGCUCGCCCCCAUCUGCAGCACCAACUGGGACCGAGUGACGGGCGUCUACCUGUACAGGGAGAAGAAUGGGCUUCCGCUCUACAGCAGGCUCCACAAGUGGUCCACGUACAGCCUGGGGAAUGACUUGGAGACCCUGGAGAAGGAGAUGGACAUGCUUUGAUCGCGGUUAUUACAUGAAUGUUGAGGUUGUGAUUGUGUUCACACUGGUGCCGGGCCACCAAACGUGACGUGUUUACAAGUAAAUAACCACCCAAGAUGGUCAGGUCGGGACCCUACUGAAGAAGCCUCCUCACGACUGGAGUCAGUUCAACGAUCAUGAAUUCAGGCUUUGAUGUUCGGGCUUUGUGGUUUCACACUUUUUCUGUGUGUUGAUCAAAGGUAGUUCUAAUAUUAGCAGACCAAAAACGGUUUCCUUCUCUGGAUACAAAAACAACCAAAGUCCCUUGGGAGCGUUUUACUGCAGUGUGUGCAAUGAUUGAACGAAUGAUGGAGUUCUCAGGGAGAAUAAUUCAGGCACUGACACAGCGUUUUGUAUUGGGGUGAAUGUCUAGUGAUUUGGAUCUGAUGUUCCAGUCGAUGUUAUUUUAUAAACAGG
Messenger RNA from Synchiropus splendidus (mandarinfish), 1733 nucleotides. Its product is annotated as calcium homeostasis modulator protein 2-like. NCBI's taxonomy places the organism in Eukaryota, Metazoa, Chordata, Actinopteri, Syngnathiformes, Callionymidae. The transcript is spliced from 3 exons. The record is from RefSeq and is a predicted model, not a curated record. The coding region runs from base 336 to 1298 and encodes 320 amino acids. Gene Ontology annotation, molecular function: monoatomic cation channel activity.